Drosophila simulans is the source of this 8216-nucleotide messenger RNA. RefSeq lists its product as uncharacterized. The record is from RefSeq and is a predicted model, not a curated record. NCBI's taxonomy places the organism in Eukaryota, Metazoa, Arthropoda, Insecta, Diptera, Drosophilidae. Bases 858 to 6953 code for a protein of 2031 amino acids. The transcript is spliced from 5 exons.
CAAUCGAUGGGGCCACAUUUCAGUAACAUCGAUAGUAUCGCAUAAACAUUGACGCAGUGGGCCAGCUCUAGCAAUUUGUCUGCAACUUCUAAUUCGCUGCGGGUAUUUUUUUUGUGUUUGUUGUUACAUAUAAUCCGAUCAAUUUCGAUCGCCCGCUUGGCAAAUCAGUGUCUUGCUGUUCCGAUUGGUGAGCUUUGGCCAAUUCUCGGCGAGCGUCAGUAAAUCGUUCGAUUUGGCUUUAAGUCCGCCCGUGCUUUUGCGUUUUCCUUGGCUCUUUUCUUCAUUUUUGUGGCCCGUUUUCGUUUUCCACUUGGAAUCGCGAGGGGAUGAAGGAAGGGGAGCAGGAGCGAAGACUCCCGACCGAGUGCAUCCCCCAUGUGUGUGCGUGUGCGUCUGUGAAUACGGUGGUGCUGCCAAUGCAAUUGUAACUGAGCGCGCUCAUAAAAAUCAAAAGUAUAUUUAGAUAUACAUGUAUAUAUAAUAAUCGGAUACGUUUUCUCAUUGCCCCCCCCCUGUCGGUGUGUGUGCGUGUGUAUUUAAAUCAGUAAUACAGUGUGUGUGACGAGCGCGCUGGGGUUUGUUGUUGAGUGCGAGUGAGCAAGAGAGAGGGAGCACGAGCGAGACAGCAGCCGGAGCAACAGAGAGGCAAACAGGAACUGCAACAAGAAAAACAAAAACAUUCUGUGGCAGCAGCAGCAGCGAUGACUUUCAGUCGCUGCACUGGCAAAGCGCUGCCGCGAAGUGUUUUGUGGUGUUUCCUCAUCCUCGUCUGCUAGGAUUAACUAUAUCACUGAGUGACUACGCACCGGCAAUUCCAGGAGAAAUCGCAGGCCAAGGAAAGCCUUGAAUUUGGCACCAUGCCGCGCUUUCGCAACGAGACACCGGAGCAGCCGCAGUACAGCGAUGGCGAAGUGGUCUGGGUAAAGAUCCACAACACCGAGAUCUGGUGGCCCGGCGAAGUGACCUCGUCGCAGGACUUUCGGUUCGUGAACACCACGCGCCCGCCGUACGCAGUUGUGGCGUUUUUCAACGAGAAAACCUUCGAGCAAGUGAGUUCCCCGAAGCUGAUUUACCCCUUCGAGUGCGAGCACAAGGAGGAGUUCAUCAAGCGCGGCAAAAAGAAAGCCGAAGGGAUCCACAUGUCCGACAAGUUCUCAGACGACGUGGCGAUCGCCGAAUCGCGUAGCGGUCGCGUCUAUCGCUCAUCGAUGUCAUCCCUAGAGGAGUUCUUAAAGGGACCCGCCCCUCGCCCGGAAAGCAUUAUCAAGGCCUGGUAUUCGAGCAACAGCAACAGCAGCGGCGUGCAGAGCAGCGUUGCGUGCAGCAGCGGAGUGCCUUCGGCAGCGGGUGGAGUAAGCAGCUUGGCAUCGCUCCAAGCCAAUGAUAAACCCGUAUUCCGACAGAAGGAGUCCACGUUCCACAUCAUGGACCUCGGGCGCUGCUCUGCACUUCCGCCCCGUGCCGAUGAAUUCGAGUGCACCAUGUGCGACUUUCACACCAAAAGCAUGAGCGUCCUGCUCAUCCACCGUCGCAAGCACAUGGAGUCGAGAAUCAGCUAUCGCACCUUCAGCAGCAACAGCACCACCUAUACGGACACCAGUCCGGCCACCAGAACGGACACCAGAACGGCCAGCAGAACAGCCAGCAGAACGGCCAGCAGAUCGGCCACCAGUCCGGCCACCAGUCCACAAAGAGCGUCACGUCGUGCCCACACCACCAUCGUUCACGAAGUGAACUCCCGAAAGAGCCGGAACAACCCCCCAGUGCGCUGCAGCUCGCGCCACGUGUCCAUUAUGAUUGACGUUCCGCUGACAAACGAGGAGCAUGAGAAGGUGAUGAGCAUCGUUGACCAAACGUUGGCCAGCAUCGAGCUCGUAGUGGGCUCCAAUGCUGGCAGCUCCGCGGGCUCCGCCGCUUCAGAGUCUGCCCCCACGCGAAAGAGCUCCUCCGCGUCGUCGCAGGCGCCCGCUGCGGUGAACACGCGACGCAGAACUGCGAGCACUCGAGAUCCGCGUAGCCAGCGCUCAAACAAACUGCGUGCCACCAUGCCCGCUCCACAGUCGCCGCCGGCAAAGCAGCGUCGUCUCACACGCUCCAUGAGCAGGCGUCUGCAAGGUGCCUCGCCAGUUGCCGUCUCUUCGGAGAUUCUGCCGCCACCCGUGCAGGUAAAUUCGCGUCGUAAUGCACGCAGACGCUGCACACUGGCUGCCACCACUAGUGCGCCAGUUACUCCGCCCAGACGGGGCCAUCCCUUACGGAAAACGAUGACGACAUCGCCAUCGAGCACCGUCUCGCCUCGAAGCGCAGGUCGGCGCAAGCAACCGUUCUCAAGGGCUAGAACGACCGUAACUGGUGAUGCGCAUAUUUCUACUGCGCUCUCUAGGACUAGAAUGACCGUAGCUGGUGAUGCGCAUAUUUCUCCUGCGCUCCUCACAUCGCCUUCAAUCAAUCGUGCGGCAGGUGACAAAAAUGAAUCGGAAAAACAGGUGGCAGAGCCCAAUCUGCCCAUCAGUCCAUCGCCAGAGCCAACGUCAUCAAUGGCUGACAUCGCACAGCCGAAUCAGAAUCUCCAGCAUAUGCAGAGCAGCAUUGACGCCUCCAAGCAGCUGCAGCUAAGUCUGAUGGCGGAGUGGGGUGACGACGAGACGGACGAGUCGAUGGAGGAGCCACCGCAGCCGGUUGAGAAGGAAACCAAAAUCGUGAAAUCACUGCCGGCGGCAGAGCAACAUGCGGAUGAGGAAGAACAGGAGCAGGAGAAGACUGACGGCGGUGCUGCCAAGAAGCGCAUACGCAACAUACCAAAGAAGGAUCGGCGCGACGUAGUCGUGCAGGAAUUCGACGUGCAGGACAGCCAGCAAGACCUCGAUGACCCGGAGGUUGACGAGCCGAUUUUAAUUCAGGAUAGCGAUGCCAGCUCCAACGGCAGCGUCGUAUUCGUGGAGGACGAGCCGAGGCAGCGCGGACGGGGAGUUUAUUCGCAAUCCAAUGGCAAUGUCAAUGUCAGUGAUAAGGCCGCCUCCUCGUCGAAGGUGGCCAGCAACAUCCCGUCCUGCUUUGACUUCGAGGAGGAGGAUGAUGUACAGCAGCAGGAGGGCCAGAAUGGUCUAAGCUAUAGGCGCGGAACAAAUACCAAUCGUCCUGAUGUCAACGGCAAAGGACCCGCUGAGGAGGACAUACUCGAGAGGAUUGAGGAGCAACCUGUCGAUGAUGACGAACUUGACGACAACGUCUCCUACGAUUAUGCCUUCAAGGGUUUUGAAGAUGUCCACAAACCGACAAUCGAGGAAGGCAAGCAGACUCUAGAGGAGGCACAGCGUGAGCCUGAUGUGGAGCCCGAGCCGUGGCAGCAGGUAGCAGCCUAUGCCGAGGAGCCUGAUGAAGCGAUUCCCGAGGACGACCCUGAGGGCGAGGCGGGAGAUCACAUGUUCCUGCCCAUCAAGGAGCCUCAAAAACGCAUCUUUAAGUCACGAAACAAAUCAACAAUGGCAUGUCCUCCUGACGAGGAUCUGCUACCAGCCUCCAUGACUUCCACGUUGCCAAGCGGCCACGAAGAUGAGCUGACUGCGCCCAUGUCUUAUAGUCCUCUCCAGGAGGCGAAUUGCGUCAGAACACCGCUUUCAAAUCACGAUACGGGCAGGGCCAUCAGCGCCAACAACAGCAACCCAUAUAGCAGCAAGGGAGUGCUGGGUGACAGCAUGACAAGGAAGCGCCGCAACAAAUCCAAGACUGAAUCGUCCCGUCGCCCGUCACAACGCUCCAGGCCAAUGACACGUCAGCAGACUCCCUCGCGCGAGCACGAGGAGCUGAGCAACCACAGCAGCAGCAGCAGCAGCGGAAGCAGCAGAAGCAGCAGCAGCAGUAGCAGCAGCAGCAGCAACACGAGCAGCUCAAGCUCUAGCUCGGACUCGCACGGCAUCGGAACACUGUCCUCGGAGCCGAGCUCCAGCAACAGCUGCUCCAUAGCCUCCAACAUUGCAGUGAUCUCGGCAGAAGAGGCGCAAGAGCUGCAGCGGUCCGCCUCGGGCGCCGGUCUCAUCCACGCCGCCAUCGUUGACGCCACGCAACCGGUGCAGCGUGGUGGCGUGCUUAUCCUAGAGGAUAUUAGGCUGCCGAACUUGUAUGAACCCUCUAGCCUGCAGUCAUCGGACAGCAAUGGCAGCCGCCGGACGAACUCACACCCGCCGGAUGAGGGCGACGAACAGUCGCAAGACCUGGCAGAUCAGCCGGGAACAAACGAUGAAGACCGGGAUGUGGAGCAUUUGAUUGAUGACGCAGAGCCAAUGGAGCAAGGGGCGGCAGAGGAUGACCAGGCGGCAGAGGAUGACCAGUCGGCAGAGGAUGACCAGCAGGAGAAGGAGCAGGAGCCGGACCAAAAGUCGGAGGGUAAGCCGGAGUCCGAGGCAGACAACGACUUGAACCGCUUGUCUCCGAUCCCCGAAGUCCGUUAUCAGCUGCAGCCUGGUGAGUUAAAGCUUAAUAAGCGCGAACAAGAGAUCUUGCGCCGGUACAAGGCCGUCGUGGCCAGUGGCCGUAGUGCAGAGAGGUUUCGCGAGGUCCGCGCGCGCUGGAAUCAAAUAAUGGCAUUCACAUCCUCAGGCAUCAAUGGCAACCGCCAGACGAACUCACACCCGCUGGAUGAGGGCGACGAACAGUCGCAAGACCUGGCAGAUCAGCCGGAAACAAAUGAUGAAGACCGGGAUGUGGAGCAUAUGAUUGAUGACGCAGCGCCAAUGGAGCAAGGGGUGGAAGAGGACGAGCAGGCGGCAGAGGAUGACCAGUCGGCAGAGGACGACCAGCAGGAGAAGGAACAGGAGCCGGACCAAAAGUCGGAGGGUAAGCCGGAGUCCGAGGCAGACAACGACUUGGACCGCUUGUCUCCGAUCCCCGAAGUCCACUACGAUCUGCAGGCUGGCGAGUUGCUGCUUAUUCAGCGCGAACAGGAGGAGGCCGUACUGCGCCAGUACGAGGCCGACGUGCCCGUGCCCAGUGGUCGUAGUGCAGAGAAGUGUCGCCAGGACCGCGCGCGCUUGAGCCGAACAAUGUCAUUCCCCGAAGAGUCAGAGUUGGAUGGCACGCUGCUGGCCGCGUCGUCAUCAGAGGAGCAAGAACGGGAUGGGGAACCGAACGAGACUGGGGUCGGCUCCGAAGACGUACAGUCCACAGCAAUGGCUGUGGAUGAAGAAGAAGCAUCUGACGACAGGGGGUUCCAGAUGUCAAUGGACAUGGACAUCGCACUGGAUGCCGUGGAGCUGGUAAUGCCGGUUUCAUUGCUGCAGACCUCCCGCCGUCCUGCCAGCUACCCGCAAGUCACUCCACUGGCGACCACCCAGUCGGCCAUUGGCUUAAAUCGGCCCACCAGGCAUUUAAGCUGCGCCCGAGCCCUGAGCGAUGAGGACAUGGCCAAGGCCCACCAGCAGCUGGUGGAUCUGCGCGAGCAGCAGCGCCUCUGCUUCACCCCGCCAUCGCCGCCCGCGGUCCUGACUCCUCCUGCAACACUGCUGCAGGCCAGUGGCCAGAGAAAGGAGCGUCGCCGCUCGAAGAACGCACCAGGUGACCACGCGGAGAGCGGCUCCCGCAGCGAUGGCGGCGAGGAAUCGUCAAGCGACGCCAAGGAUGGUCAGGAGAGUCCCGAGAACCCGCCACAACUGUGCGCUGGACGCAUCUGCGCGGUGAUGACUCGACCGAUCCCGGGCUACAGCCACACCUUCAUGCUGUGCGCGCUGAACAACAACAACUUUACGCCCCUGAACAACGUGGCGCUGUACCUGGACAACGAAAAGAACCACCUGGUGCCGGUGCCGCGGGAGAAACUGUUGGAGCCGCCGCGCCUUGCCGACGGCCAUCCGCUGUCCGCCGUCUUUGCGGACAUUGACUUUCUGGGCGAAGACGCGGUGGCCCAGGUGGUGGAGCCAUCGGAGGCGGAGGCUGAGGCGGAGAUGGUGAUGGAGAUGGAAAUGGAGACUGAGCAGGAACUCGUCCAGGAUCAAGUGUCGCCGCGCCAACUGUCGCCGCAAAUGUUGCUAAGCGAGGCCGAUAAUGAGUACAAUAACGAGAACGACGUUGAGGCUGUGGACGCGAUGGGCAUCAUGACACCACUCAGCCAGGUGGCCGAGGGAGGCGCCUUGGCGGUCGCCGGCAGCUACGUGAACGAGGAGGAGGAACUGUCUCUGCACGGGGAACAACUAAUUGGCCAAAUAAUGCAGCUGAACGUUAACGGGUUCCACUUGCAGCUGGAUACCUCGAUGCUAUUCAGCAUGGCAGAGCAGCCGGACACCUGCAUCGAGGUGAACGUCACGGAUUCGGGAUCCAGCACAUCUGCUGCCGGUGGCAGCAUGACAGCCAUGCUUAAUGCUCGCGACAUCCUACAUGCGGCAGAGGCAUACCUGCAGGAGCGCGAUCUGCGGCUGGUCAACGUGGAGAACAUGACGCUGGACGACGCGGAGGGCGAUGUGUCAACAGCCGAUCUGGCUGUGCCCCCCGGCCCUGAUCUGCUCUCCCAAGCGCUGGUCGGCAGCCAGGUCGUGGACGACUCGGAAUACGUGAACGCAGCCAACGCUGGCGUUGGCAUACUUCACAUCGAUACUCGCAACGGCCCUGGCCUACUGCAUAUGGGCAACGACGAGCCGGGCAGCGUGGUGUUCAUUUCGCAUCCCAUGCCUACGCAGAAUGUCCACCUCACGCCGCCGAUCACGGCGCGCACCAACGAGACGAACGCGCUGCUCGACCAGACGCCCAUCAUGUCCACGCUGGAGAGUCCCAGAGGCAUGCAGCUGCGCCGCGUUUCGCCGCUGGUCGAGGGCAACCUGGAGGACAGUCUGGCCGUGAUCGGCGUGACGAACGGCAGCGGCGUGCCCACCUCGCUGGAACUGCCCAUAACCGUGACCAAUCCGGCCAUCGCAUCCCGUAUGGGGGCGCCCGUCGCCGAAAUGCUGCAGUUCGCUCCUUUCCAGUAGGAGCGGCGGAUCAGCUCAGUCCAAGAACAUUUCAAUUCGCUUUAUUACUUUUUUUUUUUUUAUUACACCUAAGGAGUUUCAGUAAGAAUUUAGAAGAUGCAGCGUAUGCAUUUAAGUUUGAGCGGCUGGCACGGAAGCCCAAUGCCCCUAUUUGUUAGUUGAAUUGACACGAAAAUGGACUACGACGACGACAUUGCGCCACGGCCAAUGUAAAUAUAUUUGCUUAAUUAACCUAAGUUAGAUUCGUGAACUUCACCUAUCCCUUGCAUUGCAAAUGUACGGUAGCCAGUGGAGUUCCACUUGCAAGUAGGGAUGUAAUAACCAUAGCAUACACGCGAACAGAACGCAACAGACCAGGAUAAGCUCGAUCGCGAAUCGAUGCGCGGCACCAAAGCAACAACAUAAAACGACAACCAGAACAGAAUAUAAGUACGCUCCUGUGUGCGGGAAGGAAGCACACUUUCGCAAGAUGACCAUACCAUAGAAGACCAUACGCCAGUCCAGUCGCUAAGCUAAUGAAUGUGUAAAGAGAGCCGCGAGGCGGGCGGCGGGCUGGGCAGACCAAGCUGCCCAGCUGGGGCAGCUAUUUGAAUAAAUGCAACAUGUGCAACGGGCGCACCUUGGUGUUAUUGGACGGAGCCACUGCAGCAGCACACUCACUCAAGCUCAUGCCAGUGCCUCAUCGCGACGGCCUUUCAUACGUAGAGAUAUAGUAGUAGUAGUCGAUCGAUCAUCUGUACAGUUUUCAUUCUCAAGAACACGCAACAUAGGAAUUUAUGAAGGAGGGAUAUACAUAUUGAGGCAGGAAAUGUACGCAAAUGAGAAGAAAUUUUUGAUAACAGCUUUUUUUUUGUAAGAAACGACUAUCUAUACCUAAUGAAUGGAACGAAUUGUCAAAACGAUUUUACUUUUGUCAAAUACCCCAUUUUCGAUUAAGUCACAUAAGAAACAUCAACACUAACUUACUUUUGUCAACAAAUAAUCCAAAAGAAUGGAACAAACUGUCAAAACGAUUUCGCUUUUGUCAAAUACUUUUAAUUAAGACACAUCAGAAACAUCAACACUAUUUUACUUUUGUCAACCAAUAAUCCACAAGUGUUGAAUUAAGUAUUAACUAUAAUAUCCUACAAGAAUCGGAUCCUGAAUCCCGAAAGCCUGAAUAUGUAUACACUUCAUAUUUUUAUUUUUGUAAACCAAAAACUGCGAACCUUAUAAAUAUAUUUUGCAUUCCUUUUCGUUUUGGAAACUGCAAUUAAAACGCGA